CUUGGUGUCGUUUAGGGUUUCGAAUAACCAACUGCUUGUCGUUUUAACUCUAGACUGGACCGAGUUCGCUACCUUCGUCUCGCCUUCGGCCUUUUUCUGGUUCUUCACUUCUUCUGACGAGAUUCGCUUUUACCAGAGAGAGAGAGAGAUGAGAAUGACAUUUUUGAGUUAUCUGAAGCAAUGGCGUGGAACAGCGAAAGAAGCAUUCGAGAAUGUAUCAAUCGUCGCCAAGUUUCUCUGUUUGCUUCAUGUCACCGAUCGAUACAUAAUCUCCACGACCCACGUUCACGGGCCGAGCAUGCUUCCGACGCUUAAUCUAACCGGCGAUGUAAUAUUGGCGGAACAUUUAUCACACCGGUUUGGUAAGAUUGGACUCGGUGACGUUGUAUUGGUUCGAUCUCCUAGAGACCCAAAAAGGAUGGUGACAAAGCGAAUCUUGGGUUUAGAAGGCGAUAGACUCACUUUUUCUGCUGACCCAUUGGUCGGUGAUGCUUCAGUGAGCGUUUUGGUUCCGAAAGGUCAUGUUUGGAUUCAGGGAGAUAACUUGUAUGCUUCAACUGAUUCACGUCAUUUUGGGCCUGUACCUUACAGUCUCAUUGAAGGAAAAGCUCUUCUACGGGUCUGGCCACCAGAAUACUUUGGGUCAUUGAGAUGACGAUUAUAUACACAUACACAUUCAGGUAAUCAGGUUGUCUGCCUACUGUAUACGUCAAGAGAUCACUCCAACGAUUUUGUUGCACUGUAACUCAUGCGAGUAAUGUAUCAUUCAUGUGGGAUAAGCAUUUUCGUCUACUCUCCUUUUUGGCAGUAAUAGAAGAAAAGCCAUGGUCCUGAUAUUGUUUCUGAAACCCGAACUUCAAUAUCAAAUGUUAAGAUUCAUAUUGUUGGUAUCGAAAAAGCUGGUGCGUUAUGGGAUGAUAAUUGUGUCCUUGAUACAAAGUUUUAUAGAUGUUUUGAUUCAUUUGGGGGACUCAAGCCAAUUGUUCAAUGUUCACCAAAAAA
Molecule: messenger RNA, 1002 nt
Organism: Arabidopsis thaliana (thale cress)
Lineage: Eukaryota; Viridiplantae; Streptophyta; Magnoliopsida; Brassicales; Brassicaceae
Product: Peptidase S24/S26A/S26B/S26C family protein
Exons: 4
Coding region: 149-655 (168 amino acids)
Biological process (GO): proteolysis; protein maturation
Cellular component (GO): mitochondrion; mitochondrial inner membrane; membrane
Molecular function (GO): serine-type peptidase activity; serine-type endopeptidase activity
Source: RefSeq, marked reviewed